Molecule: messenger RNA, 3594 nt
Organism: Carcharodon carcharias (great white shark)
Lineage: Eukaryota; Metazoa; Chordata; Chondrichthyes; Lamniformes; Lamnidae
Gene: plod2
Product: procollagen-lysine, 2-oxoglutarate 5-dioxygenase 2
Exons: 20
Coding region: 51-2330 (759 amino acids)
Biological process (GO): peptidyl-lysine hydroxylation
Cellular component (GO): endoplasmic reticulum
Molecular function (GO): iron ion binding; procollagen-lysine 5-dioxygenase activity; L-ascorbic acid binding
Source: RefSeq, a predicted model, not a curated record
GUGGGUCAGCCCGCCUCUCUUGACUGUCUCUCAGUCAGUCGCUGGAGCUGAUGGAGAUGGCUGUGUUCUGCCUCCGGCACUUCAUUCUAUCCUUCCACACACUCCUCCUAAUAGCUCUCUUCCUAGUAAACGCUUCAGCUGCUGAUCAGCCGCCCAUCCCUAACGAAAAUCUUUUAGUGCUUACCGUAGCAACAAGAGAAACAGAUGGCUUCAAACGCUUUAUGCAGACAGCUAAACAUCUCAACUACACAGUCAAGGUACUUGGUACAGAGGAGGAGUGGCGUGGAGGAAAUGUGCCUCACUCAAUUGGUGGAGGACAGAAAGUACGAUUGCUGAAGGAGGAGAUGCAAAAUUACGCUGAUCGUGAUGAUCUCGUAGUGUUGUUCACUGACAGUUAUGAUGUUCUUUUUGCCAGUGGCCCUGAAGAGCUACUGAGCAAGUUCCAGCAGUUCAAUCACAAGGUGGUAUUUGCUGCUGAAGGGCUUAUCUGGCCAGAUAUCAGACUUGCAGAAAAGUAUCCUAAUGUCCGCAGCGGAAAGAGAUUCCUUAAUUCAGGAGGUAUCAUUGGAUAUGCUUCUUCCUUAAAUCGCAUUGUAGAGAAAUGGCAACUGCAAGAUAAUGAUGAUGAUCAACUAUUCUAUACCAAAAUUUAUGUGGAUCCUUUAAAGCGACUUUCUAUCAACAUAACCUUGGAUCACAAAAGCAAAAUUUUUCAAAACUUGAAUGGGGCUGUAGAUGAAGUGGAGUUGCACUUUGAACCAACACGGGUCAGAACCAGGAAUAUAAUAUUCGACACGUUACCCGUACUAAUCCACGGCAAUAGACAAACCAAACACCUGCUGAACUAUCUUGGUAAUUAUGUUCCUGAUGCCUGGACUUCUGAAACUGGCUGUACAGUCUGUGAUGAAGAUUUACUGGAUCUGUCAACACUGGGCGAAUAUCCCAGUGUGACUGUCGGAAUAUUCAUUGAACGGCCAACACCUUUUCUUCCAGAGUUUUUGGAGAGACUCCUGACCCUUGAUUAUCCAAGGGACAAGCUUACUUACUUUAUUCACAACAAAGAAGUUUACCAUGAAAAACAUCUGCACAAGUUCUGGGAGAAGCACAACGGUGAACUUCAAGUGAAGUUUGUGGGUCCUGAGGAAAUUCUGAGUGAAGGAGAUGCCAGGAACAUGGGAAUGGAUUACUGUCGCCAAGAUCCGGGAUGCGAUUAUUACUUCAACCUGGAUUCAGAUGUUGUAUUGACGAAUCCAGAUACACUGAAGCUUUUAAUUGAGCAGAACAGGAGGAUAAUUGCACCAAUGAUUACCCAGUAUAAAAAGCUCUGGUCCAAUUUCUGGGGCGCGUUGACUCCCGAUGGUUACUACGCACGCUCUGAAGAUUAUGUUGAUAUUGUCGAAGGAAAAAGAGUAGGUGUAUGGAAUGUUCCCUACAUUGCACAUGUGUACCUUAUCAAAGGAACCACCUUGAGAGCAGAUCUAAAAGAGAAAAACUAUUUUAACCAGGACACGAUGGAUCCUGAUAUGUCACUUUGCAGAAACCUCAGGGAACAGAGAAUAGAAAAGGAAAAAGGCUCCCCUACUCCGGAAAGUUGCCAUAUGUUCAAGCCCCCAAAGGGCAUUUUCAUGUACAUUAGCAACCAGCACGAAUUUGGACGACUUCUUCCAACAGAAAAUUACAAUGCCUCACACGUGCACGGUGAUCUGUGGGAAAUCUUUGACAACCCAUUGGAUUGGAAGGAAAAAUACAUUCAUCCAAACUAUUCCAAGAUAUUCACAGGGCAGGUGGUUGAAGAGCCAUGCCCAGAUGUCUUCUGGUUCCCUAUAUUUUCAGAGACAACAUGUGAUGAACUUGUAGAGGAAGUGGAGCACUAUGGCAUUUGGUCUGGUGGAAAGAAUGAGGAUAAGCGGCUGGUUGGUGGAUAUGAAAAUGUUCCUACUGACGACAUUCAUAUGACCCAGGUUGGACUGGAACAGGUGUGGCUGCAAUUCAUUCGGGAGUACAUUGCACCAGUGGCACUAAAGCUUUUCUCUGGCUAUCACACCAAGGGUUUUGCCAUGCUGAACUUCGUUGUAAAGUAUACGCCAGAGAGACAGGCUUAUUUAAGACCUCAUCAUGAUUCCUCUACAUUCACUAUAAACAUCGCCUUAAAUAAUAAAGGAAUAGAUUAUCAGGGUGGAGGCUGCAAAUUCCAUCGAUAUAACUGUGCCGUCGAGUCCCCCAGGAAAGGGUGGAGUUUCAUACAUCCAGGAAGACUAACUCACCUUCAUGAAGGGCUUCCGACUACAAAUGGAACACGAUACAUUGCAGUGUCUUUUGUUGACCCAUAGAACUCCAAUGUUCUUGCACCCUAGUGAACACACAAAAUAUGAUCAGAGGCUUGUCUUUUGAAACUUCCGACCUCCAAUUCAAGAUAUAAUGGAGUAGAAAUUUGUCUUUGGCAGUAAUGCAAAGGGACGAUAUUGGAUCAGCCACUCAUUAAACACUGUGCCUGAUAUUUAAUCCCAUUGAGCUAUGGAUAUCGGGCGCUGUGUGUGUAACAAGCAGCUGAUCCGAUAUUGCCUAUUUUGUGCUGUCGCCUGAGAUGAGUUUCUACCCCCAAUGUUUUUUAAAUAAAUGCCUGAAUUUCCUUGCGGUGAUUGAGAAAUUAGAGGUUUUUUUUUAAAAGUCGCAUUUCUAUUAAACUUGAAUGAUUAUUUGCAUUAAAGGCAAGUAUCAGUGAGAAGGCAUACUUGGCAGAAAUGUUCCAUCAUGUUGGUUAAGAAGCUGCCUCUUGCUGUUGAAUAAUCACCAGUUGAAAGACUCCUGAAGCCCUGUGACCUUUUCUAUUGGUAUCAUAUGUUACGCAAACAGAGGACAUAUCUGCUGAAAACUACGCCGUUAACCUGCCUAUAGACUAGGUAGGAGUAUUUUAUACCAUUUACACGAUAGACCAUUGUUAAUAAGCAGCUUUGCUUAAAGGACAAAAACAACAAGAAAAGAUUGCUCACAAGGUUGACAUGUAAAACAGAUCAACUACAUGCAAUUCAGCAGCAACAGAUAGGCUUCACACCACCACGAUCAGACGAAGAUGCUAACUUAAAUCAAAUAUCAACCUGCAUAGGAUACCUUAAGCAGAGAAGGCUUGAACGUGCCGAGAUAGAAGAGAUGAGUGCCUUACACUUAAACUGCGCUCCCCAAUCAUUCUAGUUCCUUUAAUUGACCUUCUCGUUGGACAACCCCCCCCCCACUUUUUUUUGAAGAAUAGAAUUUGCAUAGCAGGUUCGAUAUUACCAAACUAGAAAGUUGUUUUUAAAGGAUGGUCCAGUGCUACGUGUAUUGUACUAAAAGCUUUUCUUAAGUCUGAACAUUUUUUUUUUUACCUGUACACACAAAUCAAAUUGUACUGUUUGAAGAAUUAAAUUUCUGGGCAGUAAAUAUUCUGUCAGUGUUAAACCAGUUAUAAAUAUUCAGAACAAAUCUGCUCACUGGAGCUACGAAAAACACAACUGUGGCCACAGUACAGUGUACUGUGCACAACCUGCCUAUGGAGGGCAAAGUUAACUUAUUCUGCCAAGUGUUUUUAAUUUUAAAUAAAAAUGUGUUGAAAAAUUA